Antechinus flavipes (yellow-footed antechinus) is the source of this 3527-nucleotide messenger RNA. It is a transcript of the gene GPR135, whose product is annotated as G protein-coupled receptor 135. The transcript has a single exon. Gene Ontology annotation, molecular function: G protein-coupled receptor activity. Gene Ontology annotation, biological process: G protein-coupled receptor signaling pathway. Gene Ontology annotation, cellular component: membrane. NCBI's taxonomy places the organism in Eukaryota, Metazoa, Chordata, Mammalia, Dasyuromorphia, Dasyuridae. The record is from RefSeq and is a predicted model, not a curated record. Bases 92 to 1750 code for a protein of 552 amino acids.
CCGCUGCCUAUCCCGUAGGCCGGAGGGUGUCCUUUCCCCCUCCCCGGGGUGUCAGAGGGGCAGCCUUGGCACGGGCCGAGCUGAGGCAUGAAUGGUCCGGUCUUCGCAGAGUCCCAUGGAGGAGGAGCCGCCAGCGCCCUAUUCCACGCCCACGCCGCCCCCUCCCUCCGCCUCCAAGAUCGCCCAGAUGAGCAACCUGACGAGCCUGGGCGCCGCCCGCGGCGGGGGCAGCCUGCGCCCAGAGGCUGCCCUGGACUCGGGCUCCUUGUCCAGCCCUGUGCGGGUGGCGAGCUUCCACGCGGCCGUGAUCUCCUUUACCACCGUGGCGGCCGCGGUGGCCGAGGCGCGGGUGAGCCGGGAUGGCGGCGGCAGCGACAGCGGCAGCGGCCUGGCUGGGGGGGAGAAGGCUGGGCCGGGCAGCAGCAUCCCCAGCAGCAGCAGCAUCCUCAGCCUCGGCAGCAUCCCCAGCGAGGAUCCCGUCCCAGCGGCGGCGGCGGCGGCCGGGGCGAAGCGGCUGCUGCUGGAGCCCUGGGCCGCGGUGGCGGCGCAAGCGCUCGUGCUGCUGCUCAUCUUCCUUCUCUCCAGCCUGGGCAACUGCGCCGUGAUGGGGGUGAUCGUGAAGCACCGACAGCUCCGAACCGUCACCAACGCCUUCAUCCUGUCGCUGUCCCUAUCUGAUCUGCUCACCGCCCUGCUUUGCCUGCCCGCUGCCUUCUUGGCCCUCUUCACUCGCCACGGAGCCGGCUUCGACGGGCCCCCAGCCGCUCGUCCCUGGCGGCGCUUUUGCGCCGCCAGCCGCUUCUUCGGCUCCUGCUUCGGUAUCGUGUCCACCUUGACAAUGACCCUCAUUUCCCUGGACCGUUACAACGCCAUCGUGAGGCACCCCAGGGAAAAGAUGGGCUGGCGCAGGGCCCUGUUGCUCUUGAUUGCCGUUUGGCUCGUGGCAGCGGGGCUUUCCUUCCCUUGGGAUCUACUGGGGAGUUCCGAGGGGGACUGGGACGAGGAUGCGCUAGUGGGACCGAAACAGAGUUUCCACCGCUGCCUAUACGUUUCCUAUCCAGGCCCCUCACGCUUGGGUCCCACUUACAACAUCUGGCUGAUUGUAACCUGUUACCUGUUUCCCUUUGGGAUCAUGUGUUUCUGUCUCUACCAGAUUUGCAAGACCGUAAAGUUGUCGGAAAUUAGGGUGCGACCGGUGACAACCUAUGCGCACCUGUUGCGCUUCUACAGGGAAACGCGCACGGCGACCACCGUGCUCAUCAUGAUCGUUUUCAUUAUUUUCUGCUGGGGACCAUAUUGCCUCCUGGUACUGUUCACAGCGGCAGCUGGGGCUGCGGGUGCUCAGACACCCCCAUUCCACCCAGUCCUGAAUAUCGUGGCCCUGUGGAUGGCUUGGGCAAAUGGAGCCAUCAAUCCUCUCAUCUAUGCCAUCCGCAACCCCAACAUUUCCGUGCUGCUGAGGCACAAAAGGGAGGAGGGCUACAGGACUAGAAAUGUAACCGCCUGCUUGUCUAGUCACAACAGAAAUCUGGAGGCCAGAAACGUGGCGAAUCGUCUCAGAGAACGCUACGCCCACAGGCUCGGCGUGUGCAGUAGAGGAUCCUCUUGCAGUUCUACUAAUGGUGAAGGAGGAAGGGAUGUGGCCAUGUGGGCUUGUAGAAAUCCAGCCUUACUCUUCUGCAGAGAUAGUCUACCAGAGACCGCGUCAGAAAUAGCCAUGCAGCGUAAAACAGCAGACACUAGUCUCUAAAAUGGAUUGUGUUCAUGGAUAGAGCCAAGUACUACCACAGGAGUAUUCUGUCCUUUACAUUUUAGGGCUUAGGGAAUUCCACUGAGGAUGACUGGAGUUUCUGAGAACCAAACAUUUUAUACUAAAAGAAACAAGAGGGAACAGGGCUUGCCAUUUCCAGAAAGCUUGACUAAAACACACACACACACACACACACACACACACACACCCCAAAAAAAAAACCCAAACCCCACAAAAAUUAUGUUUUUGCAAAAAUGCUGAGACUGAUGUAAAUUGCAAAAAUUAGACCAACGUGACUGAUUAUUGUGAAUUGUAAGUGCCAAAAAAGACCGAAAACCAAAUAUCAGACCACCUAAAGCCCAUAUGUAUAGGAAUCACACUGUGAAAAACAAAAAUACAUUGUCUUUGGAAGAGGUUAUUGGGGUUUAUUCAAAUGCACAAAAAUGUCUCCAGCUAUGGGAUGGAAAACUAGUUACUUUUGAUUAACUUGUAUUAAGAUUGCCCUUUAAAUGACCUAUAUUAACAAAAUUGACAAUCAGAAUCCACCAAGCUAUAGAAAAUGCAACUUAGGGGUUUUGGGGAGAGCAUAUAAGGAACUAACAAUUCUGUUUCUCUCAUGGAUUUAUUGGGAGAAAUAGUCCUGCCUGGUCCAAAUUUAGAAAUUGGAAAAGGUUAUAUUUAUGUAUUAGGUGCAAAAAACAGGAAGAACAAAAACUACAAGUUGUGACUUUAAGGAAAUGUAAUUGAUUUGAUACAUUGCAAAAUAUAUAUCUAAUUCAAUGUUGCCUUUUCAAGUAGUCAUUUUAGGAAAACUUAAAACAUACUGGUGCUCCCUUGUUUUGUAUGGCCUUUAGAAUCUACAAUGUAUUCUUUUAAAUAUCCUUAGUAGCAGCACAUAUGGAUUCUUUGAAAGUGGAAAUGAUUCUUGGAUAAAGUCAAAGAUAAGUGUGAUGAAUAAGAUUGAUGAUCCAGCUGAGAUUAUCUCUUAGCUGAUCAAUAUUACUAUAAAAAUGAUAAUGAUUUUAUUGUAUAGCAUAUAACUUAACUCUCAAGGCAAUUCCUAAAAAGGAAUUCUAGAGAUGGUUGGGACAGCAAUAACAAUUUGAUGAACUCAAUAGCUUCUCAGGUUGACUACUCUGAAAGACAAGGGUCAUUUGAAUGUAGACAUUCUGAUAUUUUUUGAAAAGUCAGUUUCAUUGCUUAAUGAAUGGUUAAAUGGUUCAACUCAUGUUCCAGGCAUAUCUUGAUCAUAUUCUUUAGAGAGAAAAACUAUAAAUUGGCUAUGUUUUAAGGGCAUUUAAUUGUGGGUCCAGAAAGAUUGAUGUAUUGUAUUGGUCAAAUGGUUAAUUAGAUGUAUCCAGAAAUUACUGAAAAGUUCUUUAAAAAUUAAUUGCUUGACUACACUUAAAAUAAUGCCAAAAAAAGCACAAACUAGGAAAUUUUUCAAGUAAAAUGCUAUUACACAAAAACUCAGUUUUUUAAAAGAUGCUUUUGUGUUUUCUCCCUUACUUCCCUUCUUUCUUCCUAUUCUCUUUUUUCUUCCCUUUUUUCUCUCAUCCCAAAGAGGCUCAGGACUUCAUAGCCUUAAUUUAAUAUUUAAAAUUAGGCAUGAGAUUCAUCAUCCUGCUACUUUCUGAAGACAUAAAUGUGAAAUGGUAUCCAGUAUUUUUUCUUAUACAGUACUAAAAUAUGUUUUAAUUUUUUUUUGUUUGCGAGAAGUCAGUAUAUAUCAUUAUUUUAUAAUCAAAACCUUAAAAUAAAUGGUCUUUUAUGCAAA